Molecule: messenger RNA, 3848 nt
Organism: Anopheles stephensi (Asian malaria mosquito)
Lineage: Eukaryota; Metazoa; Arthropoda; Insecta; Diptera; Culicidae
Gene: SIDL
Product: trafficking protein particle complex subunit 10
Exons: 3
Coding region: 170-3622 (1150 amino acids)
Biological process (GO): early endosome to Golgi transport; intra-Golgi vesicle-mediated transport
Cellular component (GO): TRAPPII protein complex
Molecular function (GO): protein binding
Source: RefSeq, a predicted model, not a curated record
AAAGUUUAUUUACAUUCCUGCUCGGGGGAAAGUACGACUGUGGCCAGUUCGUGUGGUAUCGUUCCAUUUCAGAAUGUGUGUGAAAAUUGUGUGUUAAGCCUAUUAAAUCUAAAAAGAAGACAACCACAAGUCUCCUCGAGGUAUCGUGUAAAGAAAUUCGACGCCCAUCAUGAACUGCAAACCAAUUCUGACGUAUUCCGGUGAUGUUCGGGUGUUUAAAACGCUCGAACCACACAUCGUUGCAGCGCUACCGUCGGACACGGCAGAAUGGAAACGGUCCUAUGGGCGUCCGGUGAAGAACGUUCGCGUCGAAGCCACCUUCAAACCGUUCGACCAGACCGUCCUCGAACGGUACAAGGAUGGCAAGUGGAACAUCGUAGAUCACCCGGUGCUGCACAUCUACGUGACGGAAUGUAGCGACAUCGAAGCGUACCGGGCAUCGGUAAAGGAAGAGAUCGACCAAUGGCUCAAGGUGUUGAACAGCUACAACGUGACGGACUGGAUGAUACUGCUGGUCGAGACGUUGGAUAUGAAAAAGUCGAAAAACAUCCUACCGCGCACAACGGUGCUGGACAAGAUACGGCUCGACUUUGCCUCCAAGAACGGUGACCGCUGUUUGUCGAUCCUGAAUCCGGCCAAGUUUGAGAUGAAAGCGACCGAAUCGUUCCGUUGCUUGCUGCAGCGCAUCCGGCACCUGAUGCUGACGGGCUACAACAGAACGAUCGUCAAGUACGAGGAACUCAUUCGUACGAAUAGGGAAAAUCGCAUACAGGAGAAUUGGAGCUUCAUCGACUACUUUGUGCUGCAGGAGCAGCUGGCCUUCGUGCUGGAAAUGUUGGGCCAAUUUCCGGAAGCGUUGGUACAGUACGACGAGCUGGACGCGAUGUUUUCCCAGUUUAUCCUGAAUUCCGUUUUUGGCGAGAAACAAAAAUGGCUUCUUAUAUUCGACCAGCCGCUCUACGCCUUCCACGGCAUAUCGCUCAAUCCGGCCAAAAUGAUGGAAACUCGUGAUAAGAUCAUCUCUUGCAACGUGACACUGCUCGAGUUCCGCAGCUACCUCUUCGAACGCCAGUGUAUGCUACUGGAUGCCGCCGGCAAGCCGUGGGAAAUUGCCGAACGAUUGCUCCCCUUUCUGUUUUCUACGCUGCGUGAAAUCGAAGCCUUGAAGCUAGAAACCCCACAGGGUGCACUUGCGUGCUGGGAAUUUGUGUGCGCCCUGGAGGUGCUGAAUCUUUGCGAUAAGGUGCAGGAAUCGAAGGACAUUUACAAGUGUUCCCAAUAUUCCGCUCCCAUCUGGAACUUGGCGAAGGAGAAGCUGUACAUGCUGGGUAAACAGUGCGGAUUACUUCCCGGCUUUGUUCCCACGUCCGAACAGCUGCACACCGUCGUACAUUUGUCUGCCGGAAUGGGAGACAGUUUGCCCGAAACGGGUAACAGCGGAGGAUUGCGAAACCUCGAACCAGAACUAAGCGAACGAACGAAAUCCGCCCACUCACCUGCCAGAAAACCUAAAAAAUCAGCCACAGACACGCUGAAGGAAGCACUCGGAUCAAAUCAAGCCUUCACGAAGCUGUACCUCGAGCUGAGCGAGUUGGCGAUCAGCACGUACAAGCACGUGUCACGCCUGCGUUCAGCCAGACUGGUGGGGUUGGAUCUUGGCAACUUCUACAUCACGCUCAACGAACCACAGAAGGCGGUCAACUUCUUUACGGACGUUUUGCGCGAGCUAAAGUCGGAAAAUUGGCAUUAUCUCGCAAGCCAGACGCUGCUGGAUUUGGCCUCCUGCUACCGAAAGAUGGAGGAUAACGUGAACUACACGAAAACGUGCAGCACCAUCGCGUGCUGCCAAGAUUUAGAGUUGCUUGUGCGGACGUUUUACUUUGACGAAUUUACAAAAUCACUCAAAACGUUGCAAACGGUGCGCAACAUGGAUAUAAACGCGCUCAGCGUAAUCAGCACACUCGAGGAUCACUUCCAGGUGGUGAACGUGUCGCUGGACAGUACAUCGAUCGUGCAGGACGACUACAUCCUCGUUACACUCGAGCUGGAAAGUAAUUUUCCACGCGAACUCGUAGCCGAACAAGUGCUGCUUUCGUUCGAAAUGAACGCGAAGCAAUCGCUAGAACCGUCGGCAGCAAACGGUUCCACCGUAACGACCGCUACGAAAGAAGUUGGUUCCAAGCUGCCCAUCAUACUCCAUCUCGAUUACAAGCAGGAUAACACACUGGCCGGCUCGACGGUAGCGUGUGACAAUCUCGCCAAGCAACCGGUACGCCGAAGCAGUAGCACGCGGCGCAAAAUUUCGCCCACCCAGCGGUCCGACUUUACCAACUGUGUGUCCAGCGAAGCGCGGCUCGUCCUACAACCGGGCCGUAAUACGGUGACGCUCAGAACGAAAGCGACACGCGUUGGAACCUGGAGCUUCCGGCAGCUCUCGAUACAGGUCGAUGCGGUAGAGUUUCUGUCCGAAUCCCUGCCCGGCAGGAUGAGCAACUUUGAAACAAUCACGAAAGCGUCUGUCGCUACGAUGAAUUUCGUAAAUCUGGUCGCGGGCGUUGAGCAACCGGUAGAGCUGGUCAUAUCGGCAGGCAGUUUCCGCUUCCCGAAGGAUGCCACAGCGACGAUACGCUGUUCGAAGAAUCUGAAAAUGCGACUAGCAGAAGCAUCCGACCAGCAGCGUGCUUCAUUCGAAAAGGAGCUGGUUGUCCAGUUGACCGACUUUGCGCCGUUUGAAAAGCGUACAAUCGCGCUAGAAGCGAUCUGCGACCUGCCCGGCAAACGGGAGGAACGAGCUAUCGAGCAAAAGGUAUCGCUGCAGGUGCCGUGGAGUCGCAACGAAAUCACCAUCCCGCUGCACUUCAUGCCAGCCCUCAUCGCAUCCUGCCGGCUGCAUUCGUCCGGUGCACGCAAAUUUCUCCAGGUCGUGCUGAAAGGUGUCAGCGAUUAUCGGCUCGUGCUGUGCGAUGCGCGUAUGACCUGUGCGGCCGAAGGCGUGACCAUCAUUGAUAUUAAUCCACCCGAACAGCAGGAAACGGUAAUGAGCAAAGCGCUCUCGAUUUCGUAUCUGUACGAGUUUCAGGUUGAAGCAUUGAAGGCCCAAACGGAGCUGCCGAUCGUAAACGUCGAUUUUCGGAUGCGAUUUGCCGAUGCCGCCGUGCCGGAAGAAAGCCGCACCUAUCUGCCGUACAGCGUAACGUUCGACGUAAUGGAUUACACCACGCUGUUCACGAUCUGUGCGAAGGUAGAACCGCAGGAGUUGUGCCGCGUAAACUCCGUGUGUCACCUGAAUCUGCGCAUCUCGAAAGUGCAUGACAAUCCGUAUGCCGAUCUGAUGUACGAAGUGCUGACCGAUCAGAACAUGUGGGCCGUUGUUGGUCGUACUGCCGGAGUCAUCUCGAUGGAAGAAGUGGAAAGCCACAGCAUCACGCUCGAUGUGCUUCCGCUCACGGCCGGAUUUUUACCACUGCCCAACAUUCGCCUGUCGAAGUACAUUUCGGCGAACAAAUCCAAAAACGAUACCCACUCACGUUUACAACCGUUUCCGCCCGGUCAGAUCUACAACUCGACCAAAAGCAUGCAAAUCCAUGUCCUUGCUAGCACCAACAAUGACCAGCCCCAGUAGCGGAGUGCGACCGGAACAGUACGCGCGGUAUAAGAUGCCGGUGGACAGUACUGUAAAAGCUACUACAUGACGCAUUCCAACACCCGCUCCGGUUUAUUUACCAUGUCUAAGUUGCUACUAUUUAUUGUGUAACGAACGUUUCGUGUAGCAACUGCAGUUACGAAGUAAGCACAAUAUUUCGAAUAAAAUAAGCCACUGUUAUUUAUCGAGCCAGUAAAAAGUUAAA